Scylla paramamosain (green mud crab) is the source of this 1436-nucleotide messenger RNA. RefSeq lists its product as uncharacterized. Lineage: Eukaryota; Metazoa; Arthropoda; Malacostraca; Decapoda; Portunidae. The coding region runs from base 595 to 999 and encodes 134 amino acids. The transcript has 6 exons. The record is from RefSeq and is a predicted model, not a curated record.
CUGAUAUCAGCGGGUUGAGCACCGCGCGGCCCUGCUGCUUCCCUCAGACAAUAUUGAAGCGAAAUUGCCAAUUAUAUUUCAUUUCACAUGCAGUGUUUCCAUUUCAUUAUUCGCUGUCAUUAUAUUUCUAGAACGUCUUUCUUCCGUGUUACCUGCCGAGACCAAAAUGUCUUUGGUUAUUAUUAUUGUUAUUACAACCUGCUCACAGCGCCCCGCCCACUGUCAGCACCGGUAGUUCACGAGAAGCGCCGCUCUUCUCGCUCGAUUUAGGCACAGUGUAAUACCCGUACCAUUUUUCUUGGUAUUGAUUUACUUGUCAUCUGAAUUGUGCCGCGAUAGAUUAAAUCAUUGCUGACCCCGAGGAAAUGACUCAGGGAGUUCAUUGUGACACACUGGUGCUCCUCGUGACGUUCCGCCUUUUAUUACUUUCGCUUGGGACAAACAGGCAGCGACGUUUUCAGUGGGUGACACCAUUGUAUUGUUUAACAUUAUUGUCGUCGUCGUCUUCAUCAUCAUCAUCAUCAUCAUCAUCAUCAUCAUCAUUAUGACUACUAGCAAUAACAGCGGCAGCAGUAGCAGUAUUAAAGUAGAGAAAUGUAUGCUAUACAUUUUUAUAGACAUGACUUUUCACGUGUCCCAUUCCCUUCAGCAAACAAUAACGUUUUGUCUUCUCUUUUUUCUCAGGUGUGUUGGUGUCCGUGUGUGGGUCUUCUGCAGAAUUUGCUCACAUCUGCCGUCGCGUGUAGGCGUUACUGUCCCGGAGCAGGUCUAGAUUCAGAAGCAAUGAAGAUGAACCCAGGAGUGCCCCCUUACAUGGUGUACCACAUGCCCAUGAUGUAUGGAGGGUUUGGGGACUACAGCUACAACCCUCACUGGGGCUGUAGCAUUCCUGUGAUGCCUUCCCCUGCUACAGUAGAGGAGGGCAAGCAGACACCCUUGAUGCCAGGAACAGAUGGGUAUCAGCAGAUGGUGGCUGUUGGGGGCUGGGGACAGGGGUAAGUGGGUGAUAUGCCUCCCCAGUCAGUGCUCUGCCCACCUUCUGCAGCGAAAGGUUAUCCUCCUUUGCUGCGAGAGCCGCCGCUCCCUUUUCAACCUGAGGGCAGAGACGGAGGGAAAGAUGGCCCACCUUUCCACCACCAUCACCCAUGGGGCCGGGGCCAUGGUGGACCCCAUCACCAAGGGAGGCACCACUAUGUUGCACAUCAGUACUCAAAUAAUCAUGGCAACAACUUUCAUGCAUGUCAUUGAAAAUCUGGACCUGUCCGGGCUUGUGAAGGACACUCAUUGGCAGUGGGUGGCAGUGACAGACUCAAGAGCAGUACAUCCUGCAGGACUGGGCCAUGAGGCCACUGAAGGACACCGCUCAUUCUGCAGGAAGAGUGUGGCUGUAAGGAGCAGUACAGGAUCCCAGAGAAGGAAUGUUGUGUGGGGGAGAG